AUGACUUUGGUGAGAAUGCUUCGACCCGGUCUCCGACCUUUCGCGGCCCCACUCCUCCGGCCUGCUCAGUUCCGCUUCGCAGGAACAAUCCACCCCGAGGGAUCCCUCGGCGGUCCGGGAGGCCAGCAAGCCCCACCGCCAAACCCGGGCGGCCCUGAGGCCUUGAAGCGCAAUUGGGUCCCUAUCGCGGGAGCUGCCGGUGUUGUUCUCGGAGGUCUCUACCUUCUAUCCCCCGCAAAACCCAAGGUCGAGAGGACCUUUGAGGGAGACAUGAGGGCCGCCAACUCGACAGAGAUCGGUUCCAUCCCCCAGCCGUCAGGACGACCGUCCCUUGCCGCGAAGUACAAGGACAAGGAGGUUGAGUCGUUGACGGAGCUCAGUGGCAGAAAGGGCGGUGGUGGGAUGGGCGGGUUCAGAGCUGAAUGA
This is a messenger RNA of Fusarium falciforme, 426 nucleotides long. RefSeq lists its product as hypothetical. The coding region runs from base 1 to 426 and encodes 141 amino acids. Lineage: Eukaryota; Fungi; Ascomycota; Sordariomycetes; Hypocreales; Nectriaceae. The transcript has 2 exons. The record is from RefSeq and is a predicted model, not a curated record.